AAAAAGUAGUUAUUUUAGUAGUUUAAUUUUCACAUUAACUAUACAGUACCAGUUUUUUUAUUUAAUGUAUUUUCUACUUUGUAGAUUAAUAUUAAAGAUUAAUACAUAAGAAAUUACAAAAAAAGUUUUUGUUCUCCACCAUUUUCUGACAUAAACACAAUUAAGAUGAUGAUUUGGGAUGAGCUGGAGCACAGUGUGAAGGAAAAGCAGCAACUAUUGUUCAGCACUUCCAGGAACUCCUUCAAGACGCUGAAAACAUUAUUCCAGAUGACUCUACUUCAUGAAGCCAUUGAGAAAAUAUCAAGAAAUAUCAAAUCUGUCAUCAAAGCUUAUUGCUACUAAGAAGAAGCUAAAUGAUAAAACAUCUUUUGGUUUGUAUAACACUUUUUGUUAACAAAAUAAUUCCACGUGUUACUGUAUAGCUUUAAUGUCUUCCAUAGUAAAAUUGUUAAAACAAAAUUCAUAAAAAGAAAGAAAACUGUAUAUGGAGUUUGACCAGGGUUGCACACCAUUGUGCGCAUUGCUGUAGAACAAAUGUGAAGUAUUUACUCCGCAGCGUAAAGAGAAGAAUGUGUUUAGGAUGAUGGAGAACACGCUGUUUACAGUACAUUAUCCUGCAUUAGGCUGUGGUGAGUCAGCUGGGUCGUGUGCAGGUGAAUAUGAAGUCAGGAUCAUCACUAAUUUACUUUCAGACUCCGUCUGCUGACGUAGAGCCGUGAAGAGCCGCAUAAAGGCAGCGGAGCAGAGGAGCUGCUCACACUCUUCCACCCAGGGCACAGGCUCUCGCUCUCUCUCUCUCUCUCACACACACACACACACACCGAGCUAUUCUCCAAACAAGCAGCUAAAAACACUCAGGAUGCAGAAGUGUGUUGGUGUAGUCUGUGUGUCCCUCAUUCUGUGUGCUGUCCUCUCAGAGACUCUGGGCAUGGUGAUCGCGGCAAAAGAAAAGCGCGGCUGGACGCUGAACAGUGCUGGAUACCUGCUGGGCCCGCGUCGUAUUGAUCAUCUUAUACAGAUAAAGGAUGCUCCCAGUGCAAGGGGGAGAGAAGAGCUGCUUGGUGAAUAUGCCAUUGACAGUCACCGGCCGCUCAGCGACAAACAUGGCCUAGCAGGAAAAAGGGACAUGGAGGACGACUUCAAAUCAGGAGCUCUGAGGAUAACAGACGAAGACACCAUCCACACCAUUAUAGACUUCCUAACAUACCUUAGGUUGAAAGAAGUGGGAGCCCUGGAUAAUCUGCCUUCUUCCCUCACAUCAGAGGAGCUGAGUCAGCCUUAACUCAAAACCUCACAUUUCUCUGACCUCUGCCGUCCGAACACUAUAAUCUUCUGAAUGAAUGCCACUUUGUCCUUAGUCUUUCACUGUAUCUUUUGCUUCUCUUUCAAGACAAAAGCUGAACGGUAACUUGAAUGGUUGAUUGAAGAACGUGUCACAAAUAAAAGUUGUAAAUGGC
Astyanax mexicanus (Mexican tetra) is the source of this 1457-nucleotide messenger RNA. RefSeq names its product galanin/GMAP prepropeptide (gene gal). Bases 860 to 1282 code for a protein of 140 amino acids. The record is from RefSeq and is a predicted model, not a curated record. NCBI's taxonomy places the organism in Eukaryota, Metazoa, Chordata, Actinopteri, Characiformes, Acestrorhamphidae. Gene Ontology annotation, cellular component: extracellular region. Gene Ontology annotation, molecular function: hormone activity. The transcript is spliced from 7 exons.